CCACGUCCCCUCGCUCGCGCUCUCUCUCUGCCUCUCUCCUCCUUCACAGGGUGACACGUCUGCAGGGUGAGUGAGUGGCAUUGGCAGACUGUCAAUCCCUCACCAAAGCGGCCAUCAAACAACAUAAAACACACACAGUCACUGGGCUGCUGGGCUCAUAAAUUCCAGCUGGCUGAUAUUUUUGCACAUUGCUUUGCAGAGAGUGUGUAAUUAAUUUUUUUACAGUUCUUUCCCCUUUAUUUCCGCUCUUUUCUUUGCACAAGUUCAAACUUUUGAUAGCUGCAAUUUUACCCCCAUUGUACAGACUUGGGAUCAUUUGUUAUUAUUUUUUGGGGGAGGGCAAUUAAUUUUUUUCAUCUGUGUUUGUGUUUUCUUGGGCUUUUUUUAAUGUUGCAAUUUGGGGAUGGGGGUGUUUGCUUGGUUUGUUGUGGUUUUUGCUGUUUGCCACCCUCCUAACUUUUUAAGGAUUUGAAAGCAAGUUUUUGUGUGUGUGUGUUUUUUAAUUUUGCCUUUUUUUGCGAAGAAGAUUAUUUUUUGGACAAGUGGAGGAAAGACAUAAAAAGCAACAAUAAAAAUAAAAAAGAAGAGAGGGGGGAAAAAGCUUUGGAGGAAGAUUGUACCGAGGGGAGAAAACUGCAAAAAACCUUAUCAACUCAUUAUCCGAGCCAGAAAUAUCAUUGUUAUGAUGAAAGAAGAUUGUAACUAAAGAAGAGAGUGAUUUACUGCAUUGGAAAGAAGAGCGUGGAAUAAACAACUGAGAUCCGGUGAAAUACUAAAUACUGAUUUUUUUUGUUAAUUUGCGAGAGUAAAAUAACAGCAAGCAGGAACUGAAAUUGACUACGGGAACCACAGAUUUAUUCGCAUUUUAUUUUCUAAGCACAAACCUCCUUCCUCUGAUUGUGAGGCUCUUUUUGCCGUUUCUCCUGCUGCUAUCUCUGAAAGUGCAUUGAUUGGGCUGCGGUAGGAGGUAUGGAUGAUCAGUCCAGGAUGUUGCAGACUCUGGCCGGUGUGAACCUGGCUGGCCACUCGGUGCAGGGGGGGAUGGCUCUGCCUCCUCCCCAUGGACAUGAAGGGGCAGACGGCGACGGCAGAAAGCAGGACAUCGGAGACAUCCUCCAUCAGAUCAUGACCAUCACUGACCAAAGCCUGGAUGAGGCACAAGCAAAAAAGCAUGCACUGAACUGCCACAGAAUGAAGCCUGCUCUAUUCAGUGUCCUGUGCGAAAUCAAAGAGAAAACAGGUCUGAGCAUCCGAGGAGCCCAGGAAGAAGACCCCCCCGACCCCCAGCUAAUGAGAUUGGACAAUAUGCUUCUGGCCGAAGGGGGCCCCCCCCCCCCCCCGCCCCCCCCCGCCUCUGCAGGGUCCUCAGAUAAUUCUAUCGAACACUCAGACUACAGAGCCAAAUUGACCCAGAUCAGACAAAUCUAUCACACAGAGCUGGAGAAGUAUGAACAGGCGUGUAACGAAUUCACCACCCACGUGAUGAACCUUCUCCGAGAACAGAGCCGGACGCGCCCCAUUUCUCCCAAGGAGAUCGAACGGAUGGUGGGCAUCAUCCAUCGGAAAUUCAGCUCCAUCCAGAUGCAGCUCAAGCAGAGCACUUGUGAAGCCGUCAUGAUCCUGAGAUCGAGGUUCCUUGAUGCCAGGCGGAAAAGGCGUAACUUCAGCAAACAAGCCACAGAAAUCUUGAACGAGUAUUUUUACUCCCACCUCAGUAAUCCCUACCCCAGUGAAGAAGCCAAAGAGGAGCUGGCAAAGAAAUGCAGCAUCACAGUAUCACAGGUGUCCAACUGGUUUGGCAAUAAGAGAAUCAGGUACAAGAAGAAUAUAGGGAAGUUUCAGGAAGAAGCCAAUCUUUAUGCUGCAAAAACAGCUGUGACUGCAGCGCACGCCGUGGCAGCAGCUGUCCAGAAUAACCAGACAAACUCCCCCACUACACCAAACUCUGGUUCUUCUGGUUCUUUUAACCUCCCAAAUUCUGGGGACAUGUUCAUGAACAUGCAGAGUCUGAAUGGGGAUUCUUACCAGGGGUCCCAAGUCGGAGCCAAUGUGCAAUCACAGGUGGAUACCCUGCGUCAUGUUAUCAAUCAGACGGGAGGAUACAGUGAUGGCUUGGGAGGAAAUUCACUGUACAGUCCACAUAAUUUAAAUGCUAAUGGAGGCUGGCAGGACGCAACUACUCCAUCUUCUGUGACUUCCCCUACAGAAGGACCGGGAAGUGUGCACUCUGAUACCUCUAACUAAUCUCCCAGCAACACUUUUUCCCUGAGCUGAGAUGCCUUGAUUAGUGCAUUGAGAGUAACAGGAGAAAAAGGAGGAAUUUUUUUGUAGCCAACCACCUACAGCUUUACUGUAAAACCUUGUCUUACUAGAAAACUUGGUAAAUCUGUUUUUUAAAGGUAUCAUAAUCAUUUGUAUUUAUACGCAAAACACACAAUGUUAAAAAGCACUUUAUCCAAUUAGGCCAAGACUUAGCAUUGUUUAUAGCCCUGUAACUAUUUUAUCAUAAUUUAUUAUCAGCCGUUUUAACAAUGAUGGUCUAGCAGCUGCCAAUUACUUGGCCUUAAGGGUAAAAGUUCAAUCUAUGCUUAACCUCAAUAGCAAGAGCAGCCACAAAGAAACACCUCACCUAAAUUUAACUUCUUGCCUAUGUCCAUGGAACGCCUAAAUGAAUUACAAACUUUGAUUGUGUUUAAUCUUUUCAUAUCUCUUAUAGAGUUGGAAUAAACAUUGCUGUUCAGUUAUUUCGGUUAACAAUGGUUGUGUUGAAGAAUCCUUAUUCGUCACAUUUUUGUUGUGAUCUAUUGUUUUCUAAAAUAGAUUGGAAACAGAGAGCACCAGCAUCUACUCUCUGUAUUUCAAUAACGGACAGAAAUUGUUCUAAGAGAUGAAGAUACUUGCUUAUUUUUGCGGAAGCCAAGAUCUGGGGUUUUACAGUAUGAGCUGGGCGCUGCACACAGAUAUGCCAAGACUUGCUACAUCCUCUUGGCAACCACCACAAAAACAAGGAAGGCACCAUUAUAUGGAGUGUUGUAUAUAGUGUAGCAAAAGAGUAUUUAUACAUCUCACCAAUCAAAACACAGCUUUAUUACCUCAUGCGAACUCAUACAAACCAAUAGAAUUUCAACAUGUUCUGUAGCUUAGAGUGCUCACUUACUACCUCUGAACAAUACUCACGCUGUAGUUUGUCUCUUUCUUAUCUUUUUGCAUCUUGUAAUUAACCCUUUGUUUCCCCUCAUGAAAUGUAAUGUACAUUGUAAUCUUUUAAAAAAAACCAGGGUUGCAUUUGCAACUUUUAAAGAAGCUAAAGUGGAAACAUUGGGUCUUAGAUUUAACACAAAACAGUAAAACUGUUGUAAAUACUGAGAAACAUUUUGAAUGUUCUUCAUCUUGUUACUAAUCCACGCAAAAACCAACAACUAAUUGUAAUGCAUACAGAUUUCAGUAUUCAGUACUGUAUAUUUCGCCCUGUGUAACAGGGGGCCCUUUCUUUCUCUCUUUUGUAUUGUAUGCGAUUCUGAAACUGAUUGAGUCAUGAAAAUAAUUUGUGGCAGUGAUUCUAAUGUAUUAAAACGUUUCGUGUUACUUUCUAACUGGAUUACACCCUGGAUUGAAAAGUCUUCCUCGUGGUAGUUAUAUGUAGUUUCAAACAUGAAUAAACUUUUUGCUUUCAUGAUCAAA
Pelodiscus sinensis (Chinese soft-shelled turtle) is the source of this 3681-nucleotide messenger RNA. It is a transcript of the gene PBX3, whose product is annotated as PBX homeobox 3. The record is from RefSeq and is a predicted model, not a curated record. Gene Ontology annotation, cellular component: nucleus. Lineage: Eukaryota; Metazoa; Chordata; Testudines; Trionychidae. Gene Ontology annotation, biological process: regulation of DNA-templated transcription. Gene Ontology annotation, molecular function: DNA binding; DNA-binding transcription factor activity, RNA polymerase II-specific.